This is a messenger RNA of Cornus florida, 898 nucleotides long. Its product is annotated as ATP synthase subunit delta', mitochondrial-like. The coding region runs from base 126 to 737 and encodes 203 amino acids. Gene Ontology annotation, biological process: proton motive force-driven ATP synthesis. Gene Ontology annotation, molecular function: proton-transporting ATP synthase activity, rotational mechanism. The record is from RefSeq and is a predicted model, not a curated record. NCBI's taxonomy places the organism in Eukaryota, Viridiplantae, Streptophyta, Magnoliopsida, Cornales, Cornaceae. The transcript is spliced from 2 exons.
CCCAACCCACACAACAUUUCCAGGUACUCUAGAGACAGAAAGAAGAAGAGAGAGAGAACACCGCAGCUCACAAACCUUGCAACCCCUCUCCGACCUUGCGAGCCGAGCGAUCCCCCACCCCAACCAUGUUCCGCCAAGCCGCCACUCGCCUCCUCUCUCGGUCCACCAUCGCCGCCCCCACCGGGGCUCGGCCUUUCUCCACUGACGUCCCGGCUUCUAUGGCGGCCGAUGAGACGUUCUCGGUGGCGUGGAAGAAAGUGAUCCCCAACAUGGAACCACCCAGGAGCCCCCUCACCUUCAUGACGCCUCGCCCUCCGGCUCCGUCUUCGAUCCCUUCCAAGCUCACUGUCAAUUUUGUUCUUCCCUACAAUUCUGAGCUCUCCUCCAAAGAGGUUGACAUGGUCAUAAUUCCGGCCUCAACUGGGCAGAUGGGUGUUCUUCCUGGGCAUGUGGCGUCAAUUGCGGAGCUGAAACCUGGGGUCCUGUCAGUGCAUGACGGGAAUGAGGUGACCAAGUAUUUUGUUAGCAGCGGGUUCGCUUUCAUCCACACGAACUCUUUUGCAGAUAUAAUUGCCAUUGAGGCUGUGCCAGUCGAUCAAAUUGAUCCAAGCCUCGUCCAAAAGGGGCUGGCGGAGUUCACCCAGAAGCUAAGCUCGGCCUCCUCUGAGUUGGAGAAAGCUGAAGCCCAAAUUGGAGUGGACGUGCACAGCGCUCUAAAUUCUGCUCUCACAGGCUAGUGUUACUAGUUUCUAUGCUCCUUGAUUCAAUAAAUCUCUCUUUUUGCGUGUAAACAUGCCUCAUUGAGAAAAAAUUUGUCUCAAAAUAGGAACUGCUAACAGUAUCUGUUUUUGCAUUUUCUUUUUGUUGGAAUAUGGAAAUGAUAAAUCACCUUUGAAUA